Gamsiella multidivaricata is the source of this 1430-nucleotide messenger RNA. RefSeq lists its product as uncharacterized. The record is from RefSeq and is a predicted model, not a curated record. Bases 291 to 1340 code for a protein of 349 amino acids. NCBI's taxonomy places the organism in Eukaryota, Fungi, Mortierellomycota, Mortierellomycetes, Mortierellales, Mortierellaceae. The transcript has a single exon.
CCAUCCCUUUUUCCUUCACACACCAUCGCUUCGUUAUAAAAGAAUAAAAAAAAUAAAAAAAUAAAAACAUUCAACCACCACUUCGGCCGAUGGAAUUCUCUUCUCCUUUCUCUCUUCUUCACACCUCAAAAACAAAUCUCAUCUCCAAGAUAGAACCCGCCGCCCCUCACGCCUUCCCCAUUUGAGUCCUACACUCUUCUUCAAACCUCGCCCUUAUAUCGUGCCCUUCCGCUCCACCAACGCUUCCCCCCACCUACCCACCCUCACUUACCUCUCCGACACCGCAAGUGAUGAGCACAGCAAAGCCUGGCUUGACAGUUCCCUUCAAUCCCCCAGACUCUGCCCCAAAAACCCGCUCCCGAAAGCACCGUUCCAACAACAGCAGCAAUUAUAACCACAACUCCCAUCAUCCAAAGAAGCUGGAAAAGAGCCCCUCCUUCAACAGCAACUUGCAAAAUGGAUUAAUCAACCCCUCCCAACCUGGCGCCAGCACCAGUGCCAGCGCCAGCAAUGCCGAUAACAGUGCCGUCAGCACCAGCGUUACCAACACCAGCGAUGGAACCGGCAUCCAGAUGUCCCGCAGCGGAUCUAGUAGUGGUCGACGUGAUAGCUCCGCAGCCUCAGAGAAUGACUCAGAAGCGACUACGGCAAUGGUUUCCACACCGAAGACGACGGUCGAACGCUCGCGGGGUUCCCUCUCCAACCGAACCUCAGCCCAUCGUCUCGCCGAUCAAGGUUCAUCCUCGAAUCGAAGGGAGAACAGCAGCGCCGGCCCUGGCCGACCCUCGGGAUCGUCAGGUCGUCUCUUUGACCCCAAGAGGGACCCCGUUCCUGUCGUCUCUUCCACCUCUACGCAGCAGCAGAUGUACGCUCGCUCCGGUGGUCCGGCUGAAACCAGGAACCCUAAUUUGAAUUUCCGCAAGCAGCAGCAGAACCAACGGCUCUACAACCCUAACCAGCCGCAGCCGCAGUCAGUGCGUCAGGGUGGCGCGUCCUCGGCAUCGGCGCCUUACCCUGCUGCGACCGCAGCAGCGCCCUCUCACCCGUCUUCGAAGCAGAGCUCAACCGUGUCGACAUCGACUACGCCCUCGCCUAUGGACGGGCUGGUCAAGCUGACCAAGGAAAUCCAGCAGCUGGAAAAGAAGAUGAUGGAGAAGAGCAGCCGCAGGACAUUGGAUAGCGAUGAUGACCUGGAGAGCAGCUCUCGACAGAGCGGUAGCCUGUCCUGGACUCGACGCAUCGACAACUCCAAAAGGUACAGUCCCUAUACAAACACACUCAAACAUAAUCUUAGCCGUGCAUAUUUCUGGAAUGACUCAACACAGCAAAGUAUGACCUAAAACGGCGCUAGUUUGAAAAAAAAAAAAGAAGCCGACAAGGGUGGUGUAACAGCCAUGGCCGCAUGAGAAGGCGACAAUGCGGCUCGAGCG